Molecule: messenger RNA, 3591 nt
Organism: Syngnathoides biaculeatus (alligator pipefish)
Lineage: Eukaryota; Metazoa; Chordata; Actinopteri; Syngnathiformes; Syngnathidae
Gene: sh2d3cb
Product: SH2 domain containing 3Cb
Exons: 13
Coding region: 211-2478 (755 amino acids)
Biological process (GO): small GTPase-mediated signal transduction; positive regulation of peptidyl-serine phosphorylation
Molecular function (GO): guanyl-nucleotide exchange factor activity
Source: RefSeq, a predicted model, not a curated record
CGGAGAUUCUUCUUGGUGUGUCCAAAUGCUGGGUCAAGAGGAACGAAGAUCGUGUACGAAGAUAAGUUCAGUAUGGCUCACUUCAUUGUUGCUGCCCAUCAGGUUCAUCCAGCAUCUUCACAAGGUCUCAAUCUUUGGUUCUGGGGUUGAUUUGCGCAUUUCGGACCUAAACAAGUUCAUCUCUAAGACACAGAGACUGUGAGCAGUGUGAUGGCCUACGGAUGGUUGGGGAGCCUGGCCAACCUCUCAAUUCACCGUCGGUUCACGCGACGCAAGUCCGUCGCCUCGGCACAGGAUGGUAGCAGGACGUGGCUCGGUGAUGACAACCAGGCCGCCCCCCAGUCAUGGGGCUACGCCUGCUCCGGUGCCAUGUACACCCACGUGGGAACGGUGCCUCGCAAAGACAGACAGCAGAGACGGAUGAACAAGGAGGAGGAGGAAGAGUGGGAGGGGGCCAGGGCGCCGGACCAUGUGCAGGACUCGCCCCUGCUCACCGCUCUGUCUAGUUUAAGCCUCAACACUCUGGAGCGGCUGAGCUGUGCGCCGGCUUCACCGGACGGGUGCCACGGUGCUCCGGUUCAGCAGGACGUGUACAAAAGUGUUCCGGCUGCAUUGGACGUUUACAAGGGUACUCCGGCUCCACAGGACCUGUACGUGCACAUGGAUGCCGUAAGCCAAGCGGUUCGCACCCACGAAAUCACAAAGACCUCGCAGGAACUGGAACAAUUACACAGUCCGAGUGACGCGACGGACGGAGGCGGUGAAUAUGUCAAGUUCUCUAAGGAUAAGAAGUUCUGGCUGGAGAAACAGCUGCAGGAGGAACUGAAGUUCAGCGGAGCCGACCUGAAGAGUCACGGCUGGUACCACGGACCCAUCUCCGGGCAGGUGUCUGAGAGCCUGGUUCUGAACCACGGCGACUUCCUCAUCCGGGACUCCGAGUCCAGCCCGGGCAACUUUGUUCUGACGGUCCGCUGGGACCAGAAGACCACUCACUUCCCUGUCCAGGCCACGGUGAUGCGUUAUGGGAUCAACUACAGUCUGGACCAGGAGCUGUUCGAUUCACUGCCAGCGAUGGUGGGCUUCUACACGGGAACCAGGGCACCGCUGACCCGCCGGAGCACAGCCAAGAUUCACCAGCCAGUCAACAGGACAAUGCCACUAGGUUACCUGGACCAGCGGGCCACGAGCCAGGCGGAGGAACUCUGCCCCAAAAGCCCCUCGUCUGUUCUACGGCAAGACCACCAACAAUCUGAGCGUUCUUCCUCCAAUGAUGAUAUCCGCGACAUCACUCUUCACUCCACCUAUGAUGUACCGUUGCCAUCACUAUCCAAAAGUUCAGAUCGUUCUUUGCCUGAACCCGAUCAAGAGAGCCAGCGUCCAGACUCGGACGGCAGCUGCUACACAGAACUCUAUCCGGGCCCCCAGAGCUUUGUGGAGAGACUCCAUGCCGAGGAGGGUCCGAGAGGAGUGGACUUGUUUCUCCCUCCGGUGGUGGAGACAGUGUCCUCUUUCAUGCCCGCCAGCUACUCUUCGCCACUGAUGCCCGGGGAAAACAAACCCCUGGACGUGGGCAUCCUGCAGCGGGUUAAGGAGCUCCUGGCAAGGGUGGACCCCCAGACGGCCGCCCUACACAUCACCAAGUGGGAUUGCACGGUUGCUCGCAUCCUGGAGGUGCACCCAGAGAUGCAAAGGAUGAUGGGAGUUAGCUCAGGGGUGGAGCUGCUCACACUGCCACAUGGACAGCAGCUUCGAUUGGAUCUGCUGGAAAGGCUUCACACGAUGGCCACCAUGUUGGCCGUCAAUGUUUUGGGGUGCACGGGCACCAUCGAAGAGCGAGCCUGCGCGCUGCACACAAUGAUCGGCAUCGCCGCCGAGCUCAAGAGCAACCUGGGCAACAUGUUCGGAUUCUCUGCCGUCAUGAGAGCGCUGGAGCUGCCUCAGGUGACUCGGCUGGAGCAGACGUGGACGGUGCUGCGGCGGCGACAUACAGAGGACGCCGUUCUCUACGAGAAAACUCUCAGGCCCUUCAUGAAGAGUCUGAACGAGGGCCGAGAAAGCUGCUCCGCGUCCGAGACCACCUUCCCUCACAUGCUGCCGCUGCUGCGUCUUCUGGAGAAGAGUGCGGCUGUGGGCGGGGGGCCCGAGGAGGGCGAGGGGGCCAAGGGCCCCGAGGGGGUCGAGGGGUGGGAGACGGCGGAGGCCGGUGGGGACGUGGACGUGCUCAUGUUCCACCUGGCAGCCGCCAGGAGCGCCGCCCAGCUUGGCGCCAUCUACGCUGCCAACACCCGCAACAAACUGCAAGACUUCCAGGAGCAGUCAGACAUCUCGGAGGUCUUCUGCACGGAAUUCCAGAUGCGGCUGCUGUGGGGGAGCAGGGGAGCGGCGGAGAGCCAGGUCCGGCGCUACGCCAAAUUCAACCAAGUGCUGACCGCCUUGUCCAACAGGCUCGAGCCCCCGCUGUGCUCGGCUAAGCCUUGAAAAGAACCCUCCAGAUAAGACUCGAGGCGUUUUGUUCUUUCGGCGAGUUAGCUUAAAAGUUAGCGCGUUAGCUUGCUUCGGAUGUGACAGCUCGCGGGUUCGAUCCCCGCAGUCUCCCUUUGUCUGCCGUACUCAUACAACAAAGCCUGAUCUCUUUUACUGACAGUUGUCGAUUUAUUUAUUGGAUAAAUUUGAUUUCAUGAAAUAUAUUCAUUACUUUUUCAAAAUGUAUGGCGUUACUCAUUAAUUGACUAUUAAAAAUAUAUCAAAUCAUUGAUUUAUUGUUUGUAAUACAUUUUUAAAUACUAGCAAAAUAAAACAUGUUUACAUAAAAUGGAUUGUAAUAUUUAUUUUAUUAUUCAACUGGUUACAUGAUGUUUAUAAAUUAAUAUUGCACAAAUAACAUUUUACAUUCAUUUUUAGCAUUCAUCACUGGCAGAUAUAUGAUUAUCAAAUUCAUUAAAAAAAGAUUAUUUUAUUACUAAAAUGAUUCAUUUUUACCUUACCUACAAACAUCCUGGCCAGUUGUCCUUUAUAAAAAUUACUUAAGAACAUGUUUUACAUGAUUUUUACCAUGAAAAAGACGUUUUAACCAGUGUAAUUCAAUAUCAAAACAAGAAAACAACUUUUCAUUCCUUACUACAUUUGAAACUUUUAUGGAUGUAUAAAAAUAAGCCCUUGCCCCCCAGACACCUUCAGUGCCCCACUUAUAGAAAUUGAGCAUAUAGAACUUGUGGUUUUAUGAAUUUGUGUUAUAAAAACAGUGCAGGCGGGACCUCCACAACCCUCUUAUCGCGUUUCCGUAACGCACAAAAGUAGUAUUGUCAAAUGUUUACGUGUUUUGUUUCAUUUGUACUUUAAUCAUCUGGUACCAUUUUUUUCUUUCCUUUAUAUAUCAAUUGUUUAAUAUUAUGACUGAGAGAAGUACAUCUUGUAAAAACUAUUAUGUCAGCGACCAUAUUCAGAUGUGCAGUAUUUACUGUCUGUAUGAAUGAAAUGUAAGAGAAAUUAUCCAGGAAUUUCCCCUGUAAAAAGUAUUUUCCCAAGUAUGUAAUGAAUCGAUGUAAUUUUUGAACUAAGUAAAGAUUUCUACUGUAUUUCAAUUCAUUGAGA